AUGCUGAAAGAGACUUCUUCCAUUAAUGAUAAGUCAGAUGCAUUAAAUGGUGAAGUUGUUAAAGCUCUUCAAGAGAUUUCUGUAAUCUUGAAAGAAAUUCAGGAAAUUCAAGAGACAAACUUUAUUGCAGUCUCCAAUAUAAAGAAUGCUCUUAAUGUCUUUGUGCAGCUCUUGCUGCUUGCUCAGCUCUGCCUCAAAAAGGAUCUGCUUAAGCUUCUUGCUAUCAUAAACUGUUUUCAAAACCCUGACUCUGAUCAGGAGUCUUCAAUUUUCUCUGUUUUCAACCAAGCAACAAAGUAUGACACUAAAGAUACACCAGUGGUCAAAAAUCCUGAUGCCAACAAGAAGAAUGCUGAAAAGAAUGAUGCUGACAACAAGAAUAUCAACAAGAAUGAUGCUGACAAGAAUGCCAACAACAAGAAUGCCAAUGAGAAGGGUGCUGAAAAUGAGAAUGCUAAAAAAGCUGAUGCAAAUGUUACUUUCAAUGUUAGCAGCAAAGAUUUCCAAAACUGGUUUUUCAGUCAGGGUGAUCUAUAA
This is a messenger RNA of Coccidioides immitis RS, 537 nucleotides long. RefSeq lists its product as uncharacterized. The record is from RefSeq and is a predicted model, not a curated record. NCBI's taxonomy places the organism in Eukaryota, Fungi, Ascomycota, Eurotiomycetes, Onygenales, Onygenaceae. The transcript has 5 exons. Bases 1 to 537 code for a protein of 178 amino acids.